Molecule: messenger RNA, 706 nt
Organism: Paramecium sonneborni
Lineage: Eukaryota; Ciliophora; Oligohymenophorea; Peniculida; Parameciidae
Source: the annotation of a GenBank genome assembly
AUGAAAGCAUCUUAAAUCUUUUUCACAAUAAUUAAAUAAGUGAAUUACGGAGAAGCUAUUUAUAUUGUGUUUGAUUUCACAAAUUGGAAUUUAAAAAAGGCUAUUAGGAUGGAAUGUUAAAUGGUAUUGCUAAAUUUCAUAUAUAUUAAUAGAAUGAUCAUUGGACUAAGGAAAUAGAUAUCUCUUGCUCAUAUUUUGAAUAUAAGUAUGUAAUUGGUUAGUACGACAACCUUUUUGAAAGAGAAAUUGUUUGGGAGAAGGGACCGAAUAGAACAUCAGAAAACUUGAAAUUAUUGGAAAAAAGUUAGAGUAAAUUUCAAUUAGAAGAUAUUUGGGAGAAAAGAACUAUGAUGUUUUAUUUACUUGAUAGAAAGUAGAAAACUAAGAAUAGAAAGAAUCAUUAACAUAAUAUUAUAUUAUUUGGAUCGGUGAAGGCUUUGAAUUCACCAGUCAAAUUUACUAAUUGUUAAUUAAGCUUAAAAACAUAAUUAUAUUUUCUAAAUUUAUAACUUGAAUCAGAAGAAGUUACCAAUCCAAUUGAAGUCUAAAUCUAUAUGUAAGCUUAAUUUAAAGAAAGUAUAAGUCAUAAUAAAAUUUAGGACAUAUUGAAAUCAUCUCAAAAUGUGUAAAAUUACACUUUAGAAAUUAACCUAUAAAUAUAUGUGAAGAAAUAUUACCAGAAUCUAAAUGUUACCUACUCAAAUGA